UGUCCACCAUGGCCUGGACUCCUGUCCUCCUCUUCAUCCUUUCUCACUGCACAGGUUCCUUCGCCCAGCCUGUGCUGACCCAGCCGCCCUCCCUCUCGGCAUCUCCUGGAGAAACAGUCAAACUCGGCUGUGCCCUGAGCAGUGACGUCAAUGUCGGUGACAGGAAUAUGUACUGGUACCAGCAGAAGCCAGGGAGCCCUCCCCGGUGGUUCCUGUACUACUACUCAGACUCCGACAAGGAGUUGGGGCCUGGGGUCCCCAGUCGAGUCUCUGGGUCCAAAGAUAAGUCGAAGAACACAGCGUUUCUGCACAUCUCUGGGCUCCAGGCUGAGGACGAGGCCGUGUAUUACUGUCAUACUGGGCACAGUAGUGGUGCUCACAGUGACACGGGCAGAUGGGGAACAUCUGCCAGACUCACCUGCACCCUGACCAGUGGCUUCAGUGUUGGGAGCUACUACAAAUUCUUGGACGAGGCCUCCCUGCUGUCUCCUAAGGAACAGGUCAGAUUCAGACAAGGACCAGGGCUCCAGGGUCUCCAGCUGCCUCUCUGGAUCCAAGGACACUUCGGCCAAUGCAGGUGUUCUGCACAUCUCCGGGCUGCAGCUGAGGACGAGGCCGACGAUUACUGUG
Molecule: messenger RNA, 630 nt
Organism: Tupaia belangeri chinensis (Chinese tree shrew)
Lineage: Eukaryota; Metazoa; Chordata; Mammalia; Scandentia; Tupaiidae
Product: immunoglobulin lambda variable 5-37
Exons: 3
Source: RefSeq, a predicted model, not a curated record